GUGAGCAUAUAAAAGCCUUGGAUCAUAGUUGACUCAGUAAGAACAGAAGCUUCAAUGGAUGCAGUGGCAGUCCUGGUGCUUUGUCUCUUCUGUCUGCUUCUCCUUUCGCUCUGGAGACAGAGCUCUGGGAGAGGGAAGCUCCCUCCUGGCCCCACUCCUCUCCCAAUUAUUGGAAACAUCCUGCAGAUAGAUGUUAAAAAUAUCACCAAGUCCUUAACGAAUUUCUCAAAAGUCUAUGGCCCUGUGUUCACCCUGUAUUUUGGCAUGAAGCCCACUGUGGUGCUACACGGAUAUGAGGCAGUGAAGGAAGCCAUGAUUGAUCAUGGGGAGGACUUUGUUGGAAGAGGGAGUUUCCCAAUAGCUGAAAAAAUUGAUAAAGGCCUUGGAGUCAUUUUUAGCAAUGGGAACAUAUGGAAAGAGACUCGGCGCUUCUCCCUCAUGACCUUGCGGAAUUUUGGGAUGGGGAAAAGGAGCAUUGAGAGCCGUAUUCAAGAGGAAGCCCACUUCCUGGUGGAGGAGCUGAGAAAAACCCAAGGCUCACCUUGUGAUCCCACUAGUAUUCUGGGAUGUGCGACCAGCAAUGUGAUCUGCUCCAUUAUCUUCCAGAAUCGUUUUGAUUACAAUAAUCAGAAUUUUCUUGCCAUGACAAAAAAGGUUAAUGAAAAUGCCAAGAUUCUGAGCUCUCCAUGGAUGCAGGUCUACAAUGCUCUCCCUGCUCUCAUUCAUUAUCUUCCAGGAAGUCAUAAAACAAUAAUUCAAAACAGGGAUUAUGUAGGAAGUUAUAUUUUGGAGAAGAUAAAAGAACACGAAGAAUCAUUAGAUGUUAACAAUCCUCGGGACUUUAUCGAUUGUUUCCUGAUACAAAUGAAGAAGGAAAACAAGAAUGACAUGUUGGCGUUUACUUAUGAAAACUUGACAGUCACUAUAAAUGAUUUGUUUGGUGCUGGAACAGAGACAACAAGUUCAACACUGAGACAUGCUCUCCUGCUCCUGAUGAAACACCCGGAGGUCACAGUUAAGGUCCAGGAAGAGAUUGACCGUGUGAUUGGCAGGCACCGGAGCCCCUGCAUGCAGGACAGGAGCCACAUGCCAUAUACAGAUGCUGUGCUGCAUGAGGUGCAGAGAUACAUUGACCUCGUUCCCACCAGCUUGCCCCAUGCGGUGACCCGUGACCUUCAAUUCAGAAACUAUAACAUUCCCAAGGGCACAACCGUAUUGAUAUCCUUGACAUCUGUGCUACGUGAUGAAAAAGAAUUUCCCAGACCAGAGACUUUUGACCCUGGCCACUUUCUAGAUGACAGUGGCCAGUUUAAGAAAAGCAACUACUUCAUGCCUUUCUCAAUAGGAAAACGUAUUUGUGCAGGAGAGGCCCUUGCCCGCAUGGAGCUGUUUUUGUUCCUGACUACCAUUUUACAAAACUUUAAUCUGAAAUCUGUGGUUGAUCCAAAGAAUCUUGAUGCCACUGCAACUGUCAAUGGACUGGUUUCUGUCCUGCCCUCCUACCAAGCCUGCUUCAUUCCUGUCUGAAGAAGAGCAGAAUGCCUGGCUGCUGCUCUGCUGUCAUCUGAUAUCUCCUUCUCUGCAUCAUAAGCUACCUUCAUCCAUUAGAAAUGGCUUCACUGAUAUCUCCUUUCCAUCUACCCAUUCAGUCAAAAUCCAGGGAAGACUCAAAGUUCAUUAUGAAGAGUUCUGUGAUUGUACCAGAAUGCAUGCUAUUUCCUAUAUUCUGUAAUACUUGCAUAAAACUUAUCUAAUGCUGAA
Chinchilla lanigera (long-tailed chinchilla) is the source of this 1761-nucleotide messenger RNA. RefSeq names its product cytochrome P450 2C26-like. Lineage: Eukaryota; Metazoa; Chordata; Mammalia; Rodentia; Chinchillidae. Gene Ontology annotation, cellular component: cytoplasm; intracellular membrane-bounded organelle. The record is from RefSeq and is a predicted model, not a curated record. The transcript has 9 exons. Gene Ontology annotation, biological process: xenobiotic metabolic process. Gene Ontology annotation, molecular function: iron ion binding; oxidoreductase activity, acting on paired donors, with incorporation or reduction of molecular oxygen, reduced flavin or flavoprotein as one donor, and incorporation of one atom of oxygen; heme binding. Bases 55 to 1527 code for a protein of 490 amino acids.